GGCACACCGUAAGAUAGCCGACCUACUAUAUAAACAAGCAGAAAGGAAAACCCUAGCCCUUCGCAGCGCAGAGAGAGCCCUACACUUUACAGAGCGGAAGCAGAAGCAUUUCGGCCGCCGAUCUGCCUCUUCCGAACAACCAAACAUGAAGUUCAACAUUGCCAAUCCCACCACUGGGUGCCAGAAGAAGCUCGAGAUCGACGAUGACCAGAAACUUCGUGCUUUCUACGACAAGAGGAUCUCUCAGGAAGUUAGUGGAGAUGCUUUGGGCGAGGAAUUCAAGGGCUAUGUGUUCAAGAUCAUGGGAGGAUGUGACAAGCAAGGUUUUCCGAUGAAACAGGGAGUUCUGACUCCCGGCCGUGUUCGUCUUUUGCUUCACCGAGGUACUCCUUGCUUCCGUGGGUAUGGCAGGAGAAACGGAGAGAGGAGGAGGAAGUCUGUCAGGGGUUGCAUUGUCAGCCCUGACCUCUCUGUUCUGAACUUGGUGAUUGUGAAGAAGGGUGAGAAUGAUCUCCCUGGUUUGACUGACAUUGAGAAGCCAAGGAUGAGAGGUCCCAAGAGGGCAUCGAAGAUCAGGAAGUUGUUCAACCUUUCAAAAGAAGAUGAUGUUCGCAAAUAUGUGAACACCUACCGUAGGACCUUCACAACCAAGACUGGCAAGAAUGUGAGCAAGGCUCCCAAGAUUCAGAGGCUGGUGACUCCCCUGACACUUCAGAGGAAGCGCGCAAGGAUUGCAGAUAAGAAGAAGAGGAUCGCUAAGGCCAAGGCGGAAGCCGCUGAGUACCAGAAGCUUCUCGCUACAAGGUUGAAGGAGCAGCGCGAGAGGCGCAGUGAGAGCUUGGCCAAGAAGAGAUCCCGGCUGUCUGCUGCCUCGAAGCCCUCUGUUGCUGCUUAGGUUGCAGUAGCUCGAUUUUGGAGUCAAAUAUGGUUCCCCAUUUCGACAUACAUAGGUUAAGUUGAAUUCGACUUGAUGAGAAGUUGGAACAUGGCUGUUUAUUUUCUUUUAUUGUUGAGUAUUAGCUUCUGAUGGAUUUUGGGCUUUUGUCGAAAGAAGACUCGUUUACUCUAUUAGCCUAGCAGGUUGAGACGUUGAAUGAAUUUUUGCUGUGCUGUGUUGAGAUCUA
Punica granatum (pomegranate) is the source of this 1124-nucleotide messenger RNA. Lineage: Eukaryota; Viridiplantae; Streptophyta; Magnoliopsida; Myrtales; Lythraceae. The record is from RefSeq and is a predicted model, not a curated record.